Molecule: messenger RNA, 1791 nt
Organism: Exserohilum turcica Et28A
Lineage: Eukaryota; Fungi; Ascomycota; Dothideomycetes; Pleosporales; Pleosporaceae
Exons: 1
Coding region: 1-1791 (596 amino acids)
Source: RefSeq, a predicted model, not a curated record
AUGAGCGCGCGUUCCAGACGGCUAGAUCGCAGCCUAGGAAGUAGCUGGAGUGACGCCGAGUUUACAUCUGACGACGAAGGCGGCUCUAUCUUCACCGGGAGCGACACAGGCAGUGAGGUGGAAUUAGAAGAGUCAGACAGAGAAGUCGCGCAACAGCCAGACCCAGCAUCCAUUGUUACCCCCAGACCCAAGCGCGAUCAUCUCAGACAGCCGACUCCCACUGCCCAACAACACAGCACACCGAGCAGAAAGCAGGCCAGUCAGAUAAGAGUGAAUCAGCCUCAGAAAAGAGGAUCCGACUCAGUCACGCCGAGACCGUACAAACGGGAUCCCCGAACGCCCAAGCCAGACGCGUCGGGACCAGCCUUUAUCAUGCCGUCUAUGGAAAAUGCAAGCGGGUACGAUGGAUCACCCAUGUCCAAGUCACAGCCACGCAAUCGAGCCAGGAAUACGGCACAGAACCGGUCGUCCAACUCACGUCGUACGUCUGCAAGAUCCUCCAUACACGGGUCACUCGAUGACCACGGGUCAUCCAGACAAAGCCAGGAAGAAGUCAGCCCAUGGCACUAUGUCAACCUCUUCUGGGAAAACGUAGGCGCUCCGCUCUUUGCCCACUUCAUGGACAUCUUCUCGUACGCCAUUCGCCAUUUUGUCAAGCCCUUUCUAGGCGUGGUCAUGGGUGUUGGUAUCUUGGUAUUUGGAAUCCAGUUGGCAUCCGGUAUGCUUCGCUUCACGGUUUCAAAUGCUGUAUUAGGUCCAGUGUGCGCGCUCCCAGGCUCUUCCUACUUGAUCCCUGCCUGUGCUACUGGCGACUUAUUCGCGGCACACGAAGCCGAUUUCGAGGAGCUCGUCAAUGUCCAGAGCAAAUUCGAAGACAUUCUCGAUGCAUCCAAAGACACGUCGGCGCUGCCAUCUACAAUCAAGAACUCUGAGCUUGCGAUUCGCGACCUGCGCAUUCUGGUCAAGCACUCCCGGCUGCCAAGUCGAAAAGCGUUGGAAAAUGAGUUUGAGUACUUUGUCCAGACCGCAAAUGAGGCUUCUGUGGAUUUGUCCCGCUACAACAGCCGCAUAGGCGCAGCUAUGGACCGCGUCAUUGCGACCAAUACGUGGACCAUGAAUGUGCUUACUGGCAUCUCUGAGCAAGAAGCGUCGGUGGGUGCCAUUAGCAAAAUCUUCAGCCACAUCACGAGCGCAUUCAUCGCGCCGCCGCCGACGCUCCAAGAGCGCAUCUUUGAUCAAUACGUACUCCACGUCAGCAAGAACAAAGACGAGAUCACGCGGCUGAUUGAAACGGCGCACGCGCUUCUCCUGGUCCUCAACAACCUCGAGGAGCGCCUCACGACAAUCUUCGACAUUGCCACCAACGACGACCAGACCAUCACGCGCUCCCAAGAAGAACUCUUAUCCUCGCUGUGGACAAAACUCGGUGGCAACCGCGGCGACGUCACGGCAAACAAGCGAUCUCUCACCCUCCUCUCCAACAUCAGCGGCUACCGCCAGAGAGCCGUCGUCCACGUCUCAGAAACACUGCUCAAGCUCCAGGAGAUUCAGGCGGGGCUGGAGAACCUGCGUGAAGGCGUGGCGGCGCCCGAGAUGCUGGGGUUCAAGAGUGGAGUCCCGAUAGAGGUUCAUAUCGAUACCAUCGGCAAGGGUGUCGAGAGACUGCAGGUUAGCCGUGGAGAGCAGCUGAGGGCAGAAGGCGAUACGCAUAGGAGGCUUAUGCGGGGACAUGACGAGGGUGAUGGGAGGAGGGAGUUACCGGGGCCUGCUGUGACUGUGAGACGUCAGUAG